AGAGAGGAUUGGCACGGCUGGAAAGAGUUAAAGGGAGGGGACGUGGGCUGUCACGCGUCAUUGGGCAGAUUAUGUGCAGCAAACAAAAAGUGUGUGUCUGUGUGCCAGUCAGUCACUGCGUCGGGUCCAUCUGCACAACUCCUUGUCUUCCCCUUUUUUUUCCCUUUCCCUUCUUUCGGUUUUCUCUCUCUGCUCAUGUUUACUCCUUACCACCCCCUCCCAUUCAUCUGCUUCUCAAUCUAGCCAUCCAGCAAGACUGAAACACACAAGCACGUCUUGCUCUUGACAUGGAAAUACUACAGUAAUAGGACCUGCAUUGGGGACACGGGGACAGGACAACUCCUUAUAGCCCUUUUGGAUAUCCUAUUCCUUGGACUAUACAUUGGCACUAUUUGUGGACAUGUCAGUCAUGGAAGACACUGGCGUUCAAAAAGCAAUUUGGGAUGGGGAUGCCAAAGCUGUCCAGCAAUGUCUGACGGAUAUAUUUACAAGCGUCUACACCACGUGUGACAUCCCAGAAAAUGCAAUCUUUGGUCCCUGCGUGCUGAGUCACACUUCACUGUAUGACAGUAUAGCAUUUAUCGCUCUCAAAUCUACCGAUAAGAGGACAGUACCCUACAUAUUCCGGGUGGACACUUCAGCUGCGAACGGCUCCUCCGAGGGACUGAUGUGGCUCCGUCUGGUUCAGUCUGCUAGAAACAAAGAGGAACAAAAUCUGGAAGCCUACAUCAAAAAUGGGCAACUGUUCUACAGAUCCCUUCGCAGGAUUUCCAAAGACGAGGAGCUGUUAGUUUGGUACGGGAAGGAACUGAUAGAUCUGCUUCUUCUGAACCCUGGCAGGACCCAAGGAAAAACUGCGGGAUCAUCUCAGUCCACCUGUUUGGAGUGUAACCAGAGGUUUCAGUAUGAUUUCCCCUAUGCAGCUCAUGUGAGAUUUCGAUGUCCCAAGAGACUCCACACGUUGGAUUCCAACUCAGAGCAGCCGGGCAAGGACACUAGAGAGCUAGAGUCUCGAAACGCCAUGAUCUCUCCAGCCAAAUACAACAAAAUAUCAAUUUAUCAGCCGCAGAAAGAGAAUCACAAGCCCACCACAGACUUUCAUAACUUGGCCAGGGAAAUUGAGAAUUUUAGGGGCCCUUCAUCGUCAUUCGGUUCUUCUCCUUCGCCCAAAUCGAAUCUCUUACGACAGGACUCUGAGAACACCACCGAGAGUCUCCAUAAAACCAAAAGAAAAUAUGAUGACCACCUGGAUGACGUCAGAGCCAAGAGGAUUGACCCAUCUGGGAGAUUUCUGGACAGGCCAAUGCCUUCCUCCAAAGAGGAUUUGGUGUGCAGCCCUCAGCCAUUUAGAGGGAACUCUUACUUCAAUGUCGAUGAAGGCGGACAGUUAUAUGCUCCUCCGAGCCCAGAGACUGGAGACGCCAAGAGAAGCGCUUUUGUAGAAGUAAAAAAGGCAUCAAGAGGAGUUGAAGAGAGUAACCCAAGCACAGAUGGUAAAGAUGUGUCUCCUGCCCAUGCCAGCAGUCAAAGCGAAGACAAGAGACUACACGCCAGGCCAGAAAAUCAGUCAGGGGGCAGCCCCAUGGGCAGUGCAUUUACUAGUGUCGCCCAGGUGUCAAACCCUGAGCAGGAGAGAAAAAGUGCUUUUUCUCAACCCACCAGGAGCAGCUUCAGCCAUGUAACCCCUUUGCAGGUGAUGGGACAAAAACUGGUAUCUAGUGGGGUAAGCAUGGAUUGCCACCCAGAGAGCGUUGGGCCAGCAAGGCUGUAUCAGACUGAUCCCCUCUCAGUCAAGCUGUCAAGCCCUGAAUUAAAUGGGAACUGCGCACUUCCAGGAAGCUUGCCAAAGCAAAGUCCUUUCCUCUUUGCCACUACGUUUUGGCCAAAGAGCUCACCUGCCCCUCUACAGAUGCAGCUGCCUUCUACGCUUACCCUAUUGCCUCCUUCAUUCACCUCUUUAUGCCUGCCAGCUCAAAACUGGUGUGCCAAAUGCAACGCUUCUUUCAGGAUGACCUCGGACCUAGUGUAUCACAUGAGGUCCCACCACAAAAAGGAGUACGCCAUGGAACCCCUGGUGAAGAGGAGGAGAGAGGAGAAACUCAAGUGCCCCAUAUGCAACGAGUCCUUUAGGGAACGCCACCACCUAUCCAGGCACAUGACCUCUCACAACUGAACUUAUGAACACCUUUGCUAUAUUAGAACUUUUACAGACUCACACACAGUGACAACGCGGGGUCACGGACUUCUUGAUCCUGCAUAGAGUGUGCUGGGCUGUUUUCUGUAUCUGAAUGCACGCAUUUUCACUUUCCAAGAGUACAUUUUUUUUAAAAAAUGUCAUAUAUAUUGCAGCAUAUUGAUGCAUUUGUCAUAUCUUUCUACUUUAAAUUAUGGAGCACUUAUGAUUUAGAUGUUAAUGUAUU
This is a messenger RNA of Nanorana parkeri, 2420 nucleotides long. It is a transcript of the gene PRDM8, whose product is annotated as PR/SET domain 8. The record is from RefSeq and is a predicted model, not a curated record. Gene Ontology annotation, molecular function: protein binding. Lineage: Eukaryota; Metazoa; Chordata; Amphibia; Anura; Dicroglossidae. The transcript is spliced from 4 exons. Bases 401 to 2173 code for a protein of 590 amino acids. Gene Ontology annotation, biological process: regulation of DNA-templated transcription. Gene Ontology annotation, cellular component: nucleus.